AAAUCUUGCAACGGUCACACUGCAUGCAGUAAACAGAGAUUUUAUCGUGAGGAAAAGUGGUGAAUUUAUGGUAAAAAGCGCAUAAAACCAGGCCAAUAAAAGUGUCUGGAUGAGCCAAGAAUCUGUGCGCCCCUACCAAUUAGCACAGGCGACCCAAAUUACGACGAACGUUUUCGUUUUCUAAUUACGCAUUCCAAGCAUGGACGAGGCGAACAUACAGGACAAGGAGCGGUUUGCCAGCCGCGAGAAUCACUGCGAGAUCGAGCGUCGUCGCCGCAACAAGAUGACGGCCUACAUCACGGAACUCUCGGACAUGGUGCCCACCUGCAGUGCCCUGGCUAGAAAACCGGACAAACUGACCAUCCUCCGCAUGGCGGUGGCUCACAUGAAGGCUCUGCGUGGCACUGGGAACACCAGCAGCGAUGGCACCUAUAAACCCUCCUUCCUUACGGACCAGGAGCUGAAGCAUCUCAUUCUGGAGGCAGCCGAUGGGUUCCUAUUCGUUGUAUCCUGCGAUUCGGGUAGGGUCAUUUAUGUCUCGGACUCAGUGACUCCCGUGCUGAACUACACCCAGAGCGAUUGGUACGGCACCAGUCUGUACGAGCACAUUCAUCCCGAUGACCGCGAGAAGAUCCGCGAGCAGCUGUCCACGCAGGAGUCGCAGAAUGCUGGCCGCAUCCUGGACCUCAAGUCGGGCACUGUCAAAAAGGAGGGUCACCAGUCCAGCAUGCGCUUGAGCAUGGGAGCUCGACGUGGUUUCAUUUGUCGCAUGCGCGUGGGCAAUGUGAACCCAGAGUCGAUGGUCUCCGGCCAUUUGAACCGCCUCAAGCAGCGGAACUCACUGGGACCCUCUAGGGAUGGCACCAACUACGCUGUGGUACACUGUACCGGCUACAUAAAGAAUUGGCCGCCCACCGACAUGUUCCCCAACAUGCACAUGGAGCGCGAUGUGGACGACAUGAGCUCACACUGCUGCCUGGUGGCCAUUGGUCGACUGCAGGUUACCUCCACGGCCGCGAACGACAUGAGUGGCUCGAAUAAUCAGAGUGAGUUCAUCACACGCCACGCCAUGGAUGGCAAGUUCACAUUUGUGGAUCAGCGGGUCCUGAACAUAUUGGGCUACACGCCCACUGAGCUGCUAGGCAAGAUCUGCUACGACUUCUUUCACCCCGAGGACCAAAGCCACAUGAAGGAAAGCUUUGAUCAGGUGCUCAAGCAGAAAGGGCAAAUGUUCUCGCUUUUGUACAGAGCCAGGGCUAAGAAUUCGGAGUAUGUGUGGCUGCGAACGCAGGCCUAUGCCUUCCUGAAUCCCUACACCGACGAAGUGGAGUACAUUGUGUGCACCAAUAGCUCUGGCAAGACCAUGCAUGGUGCUCCCUUGGAUGCAGCAGCUGCCCAUACGCCCGAGCAAGUGCAGCAACAGCAGCAGCAGGAGCAACAUGUGUAUGUGCAGGCUGCCCCGGGUGUGGACUAUGUCCGCCGGGAGCUGACCCCAGUGGGCAGUGCGACCAACGAUGGCAUGUACCAGACGCACAUGCUCGCCAUGCAGGCUCCUACGCCCCAACAACAGCAGCAACAACAGCAACAGCGGCCGGGAUCGGCGCAAACCACACCAGUGGGCUACACUUAUGACACAACACAUUCGCCGUACAGCGCUGGAGGACCCUCGCCGCUGGCCAAGAUUCCCAAGUCGGGUGCCUCGCCCACACCGGUGGCACCCAACUCCUGGGCAGCCCUGCGCCCACAGCAGCAGCAGCAACAACAGCAGCAGCAGCCCGUGACCGAGGGUUAUCAGUACCAGCAGACGAGUCCGGCCAGGUCGCCGAGUGGUCCAACCUACACCCAACUGAGUGCCGGCAACGGAAAUCGCCAGCAGCAACCGCAGCCGGGAGCAUAUCAGGCGGCUCCUCCGCCACCGCCACCCAAUGCGCCGGGAAUGUGGGACUGGCAGCAGGGCGGAGGACACCCACAUCCGCCGCACCCAUCGGCCCAUCCGCACCAUCCACACGCCCAUCCGGGCGGACCGGCCGGAGCAGGACAGCCGCAGGGUCAGGAGUUCUCGGACAUGCUGCAGAUGCUGGACCACAGUGCGCCGACCACGUUUGAGGACCUAAACAUCAACAUGUUCAGCACGCCUUUUGAGUAACUUCCAUCCCGAUACCGAUCCUCGAUUCUCCCGAUUCCCAUUUAUUCUGUGUCUCUCUAUUAACCACUUCUUAAGUGCAAUCCAUCUUAACAUUGUUGAAAUAAUUCAGCCAAACGCAUGCAAAUUGUAA
This is a messenger RNA of Drosophila gunungcola (fruit fly), 2276 nucleotides long. RefSeq names its product aryl hydrocarbon receptor nuclear translocator homolog (gene tgo). Gene Ontology annotation, biological process: regulation of transcription by RNA polymerase II. NCBI's taxonomy places the organism in Eukaryota, Metazoa, Arthropoda, Insecta, Diptera, Drosophilidae. The record is from RefSeq and is a predicted model, not a curated record. The transcript is spliced from 2 exons. Gene Ontology annotation, cellular component: nucleus; aryl hydrocarbon receptor complex; cytoplasm. Gene Ontology annotation, molecular function: DNA-binding transcription factor activity, RNA polymerase II-specific; protein dimerization activity; RNA polymerase II cis-regulatory region sequence-specific DNA binding. The coding region runs from base 200 to 2146 and encodes 648 amino acids.